Mya arenaria is the source of this 4630-nucleotide messenger RNA. Its product is annotated as CCR4-NOT transcription complex subunit 7-like. The record is from RefSeq and is a predicted model, not a curated record. NCBI's taxonomy places the organism in Eukaryota, Metazoa, Mollusca, Bivalvia, Myida, Myidae. Bases 218 to 1138 code for a protein of 306 amino acids. The transcript is spliced from 7 exons. Gene Ontology annotation, cellular component: CCR4-NOT core complex; CCR4-NOT complex; P-body. Gene Ontology annotation, molecular function: nucleic acid binding; poly(A)-specific ribonuclease activity.
CAGCAAUUGCACAGUUUGCCGAAUCUGCACAAAGAAUGCUGUCUUUUGGUGCUUAGCGAUAUCACGUUUGAAUGUACUUAAGUGUUGUACGUCCACCAUUACACUACUUUAUGAUAACAGCAAUUCAUUUUGAUUAUCAGCGUUAUCAAAUCAAAAAGUAACAACCGAGUAAACUUAAACAAGAGCAAGAAAGAGGAGUGACUGUGAUGUUAGCAGGAUGCCUUCUGUAGCACAGGUCGAGUGUGGAAUUAAGGAUGUCUGGGUCACCAACCUUGAUGAAGAGUUCAGGAAAGUUAGACAAAUCAUACAGCACUACAAAUAUGUGGCUAUGGACACAGAGUUUCCGGGGGUGGUUGCACGGCCUAUUGGAGAGUUCCGCAGCACGGCAGACUAUCAGUACCAACUGUUGAGAUGUAAUGUGGACCUCCUCAAGAUAAUCCAGAUUGGCUUCACCUUUAUGGAUGAGCAUGGCAACACUCCCAAACCAAUCUCCACGUGGCAGUUUAACUUCAACUUUGAUCUUAAUGAGGAUAUGUAUGCCCAGGAAUCAAUCGACCUUCUCCAGAAAUCAGGAAUUCAGUUCAAGAAGCAUGAAGAAGAAGGAAUUGACAUUUUCACAUUUGCAGAGAUGCUCAUGACCUCGGGAAUAGUGCUGUCUGAUCAGGUCUAUUGGCUAUCAUUCCAUAGUGGCUAUGACUUUGGUUACCUACUGAAAGUGCUGACAGACUCCCAGUUGCCAGAGGAAGAGGAGGAGUUCUUCUCCAUGAUCAAGCUGUAUUUCCACAACAUCUAUGAUGUCAAGUACCUCAUGAAGAGCUGCAAGAACCUUAAAGGUGGCCUCCAAGAGGUCGCUGAACAGCUAGAGAUUGAAAGAAUAGGACCGCAGCACCAGGCUGGCAGUGACAGUUUAUUGACAGGAGCGGCAUUCUUUAAAAUGAGAGAGAUGUUCUUUGAAGACAACAUAGAUGAUGGUAAAUACAGUGGACAUUUAUAUGGACUAGGUACUUCAUAUGUGCAAAAUGGCACAGGUUAUGAUUCAACCGCAUAUGUAACCAAUUCAUCUACACCCACGUUUACAUCGGGAAACUCUGUGUCCAAUUCUAAUGACAAUUCCUCUACACCUGUUCCAUCAUCGUGAGAAAUGUUCAUAGUUUUGUGAAGAGAAUUAUCUGUUCAGGUGUCAUUUUUAAUAUUUCAUGGGAGUCAGGUAUAUUUGUGGCGUCAUUCUUUUUAAUAUCAUGCCAAAUUCCAUUGAAAAUCAGAGAAGUCAUCCUUUGAAGAUCUCAGAUGGAGAAAUCAGGAAGAAAAUAGAUGCAAAACUGUGCAGAAGUAUAUAUGAUUUAACAGGGCAUAUGAUUGAAAAUUCCAAGGCUCCAUAUUCGCUAUUGAUUUGCAAACCUUAUUUGGGUGUAAAGAUUUAAGUUGAAGAAGUUUUGAGAAUAAAAUUUUGGACCUAAAGGUAUCUGCAAUUUAAGUGAUUAUCUAUUUGAAAAUUGGAAUGCCUGUGUAGAACAUACUAAUACAGAUAUGGGUAUUGAGAACUUGGUACGAUUCCAAUAGUUUUGAAAGAAAGAUUCAGAGCAAGUUAAGAACCUGCAAAUCUGUAGUGAAUAUGGUGGUAGCUUCGUGGAAAAAUGGCUUGAAAUGCUCUGAGGACAAGAUCUGAAGCUACAGAGGCAUCAAAGCAGCUUCAUGGGGGCUGCAAAAUCGUCUGUGAUAAAAUACAUCGAUUCUGUUGAAGCAGAUUUUUAAAUUGACUUUGUGACUUUGAAUGUAAUGCUUACAUGUAAAUGUGUACUAUUGUACAUGAUUGUUGAUUGAACUAGUUUGAUUAGAAAUGUUGUUGCAGAUUAAGUGCUAUUUUUAACAGGGAAAUGACUGUAAUUAUGUUUAUUAUUAAUGUUUGCCUCAAAGAGACUUAAGGCUUUGUGCCAACAAAGUGAAUUAUUAAUCUGAUGCAAUGGCAUUAAUUUAGAAACAACUAGACAUAACAUCAUUAUAUGAGGUUAAGGGAGUUUCUGCAUUAAGGAGUUAUUCGUAAUGCAGGUGAUAGUUAUUUGUCAGUUAAUGAAAUAGAAACAUGCCUUUUUUUGAGAGAAAACAAACUCAAAACAAUUGAUAAGUCAUUUGUGGUUACUUAUAUAUACCUGGUAUUAUAUGUAGUUUAAGUAUGAUAAUUGGAAGUGUAAAGCCCUGUUUGAAGUAAUAGAUUUUCUGCCUCGAGUGGUAUUAAUGGGAUAGUUUAUUCAAGUAAAUUUUAAUACAUUUACAUCAUGGUUUUCAUUUCUUGGGGAACUAUUUUGUGUAUUCUGUAAGACACAUGGGUUUUAUAAUGAAUGCUGUUGUAAGUCUCACUGUUCAAUUUUUAGAUGCUGUUUCACCAUUAUCAGUGUUGUUUGUAAGCAUUUUGUUGACUAUGGUGAAUAGCUUGUAUUUUGUGUUUUCUAUAAUCAGGGGUUCUACAGUUCAGGAUUGACAGUGUUUGACAAGUGUAAAGAUUGUUUUUGCUCGGACAUUUGUUUCAAAAACAGUAGGAAGUACAUUGAAAAAUAGAUCUGAAAAAAAGAUUUGAUAAUUCAAAAGGGGUCUAAGCCCUUUACACUGCUUUGGGCAUCAAAUCAUCAUACUCUAACAGAACCAGCUUUUACCAGGAUUGACAAUUAUAAGCUGUUAGAGCCCCUGUAUGAUGUGAUGAGUCUAGUUUCAAGAAUGGAUUUUAAUCUUCUUUUUUCAUAACCUUUAUUGCAUUUUGAAGACUUUUGCCCCAGUUAUUCAUUGCUCAUGUAUCUUGUUCUAUUUUUUAUUGAAGCAUUUUGCAAAUAAAGGGGUGACAUUAAGCAUAUCAGAUAACUGUUUUGAAUGUGUGUUUUUUAUUUCAAUUAUUUCAAAGAUUGCAUUGUGAACUGUGUUAAAUUUUCUGAAACUCUGUGACAUCUACUUACAACACAUGCUGUUAUAGGUUUUCCAUAUUUCCUUGAAAUGAAUAUCUGGUAGUUUUUACACAUCACAAUAUUUUUUUUUCUUGUGUUAGUUUUAUUUUUAUCUUGUAAAUAAAUAUACAUGUAUUGAUAAAUGGUAGAAACUUGAAAUAAGGUAAUUUUCGAUUGUCUUCAAAAUGCUUACAUGAUUUUAUCACAGUGUUGAGAUAUAUUGUUUUAAGCCCUUUUUCUUGUUGCCAAAUUCUUAAACGUUUUUAUCGUUCUCUUUUACUGUUUAGCACAUUGGUUUUGGUGAUAAAUCUUUGCUUGUAAACUAUUGUGAUAGCAUUGAAUUAGCAAAAUAAAAUUUUGUCUGCUCCUUUGUGGGGAACUGAUUUUAGCAUGUGCAAUAACCUCAGUUGUCUUUUAUAUUUUACUAAUAUCGCCAUGUAAAAAUGCGAACUUAUAUUUGUAUUACAAAAAUAAAAAUUGUUUCUUAUGACUUAAUAACUUGGUGUAGUAAGCACUUGGAAUCUGAUUUAAAGUUUAGUUUGUUAUGAUUAUAAACCUGUAUUAAACCUUUGUUAAUUGACCAUUAUAAGUUCGUAUAAGCAUAGGUCACAUCCAAUUUGCUAUGAAUUUGCGAUUUCUUUUAAGGUAAAUGUAUAGAAGUUAAACUCUAAGGAUGACAGUCCUCUAUCAGUUUAGGGUUAAGGUACAAUAAAGAGCUGUAUUUGUUCUUAUUUCCAACAUUUGCUGAUUUUAAAGUGAUUUGUGUAUUGGUAUUGAAUAUCUUGCAGUUUUUCACAAUUACAUGAUAUCCAGAAGGUAUCUGCACAAUGGCAUAGAAUGUUCCCCUAAAGGCGUGGUUAUAUUGAUUUUUUUACAAAAAAAUAGGAAAACAGACAAAAAUAUCAUCAGAUGUGCAAUAUGUACUUUUUAUUUCUUUCAUAUUUUGCCCUUAUACUUGUGCAUAUUUUUGUAUCUUUUAGCAAGCUUUUUUUAUAAACAUAGAUAUUGUGAUAACAAAGUUAUUAUGACAUGAGACAAAUAUGAGAAUAUGUUUGGUUGGAUUUCUUAAUUUUUGAUGCUUGAACAUAUUUUAGUGCUCAAAAUGUGCUUUGAAUGUAUAUAGGCAUGACUUUUCAAGCUUAAGACAAAACUAGACUCAUCCAACUAUUUUAAGCUUUUUCUUGAUAUCAUAUUGUAUCUUUUUAAUUAAAAUGCAGUUUUCAUUGGUAUAGUUUUUUUAUUUGAUUAAAGCAUGGAUUUGCACCUUGUAUUGGGGGGAAAUUGUUUAAUUGGUGUCAAAAAUGAAUUACCAGCUUGUUUUGCAAAUAUAACUCCAAGAUAGUGUAUUCCUCCAGUUAAGUUACUAAGUUUUAAAUCAUGUACUCUCCAUUUUGAGAGGAUAUUUAACUUACGUUUUGGUGUGUCUAAAGGUUGGCAAAUCUCUGUUAGAAAAAUCUUGGUUGCUCAGCUGCACGUAUACAUUCUGAACUAGAGCAACAUCAAGUAUGACCAACUUUCAUUAUCACCACUUUUAGCAAGUUGUGUAACAGAUGACUUUUAUUAAACUUACUGAGAAGAGGACAAAUAUUUCUUGUUUGAAAUGAUUUGUUAUAAUCUUUUCAUUCUUCAACGUAGUCAAUUUGUAGCUUAUAUGUAUAUUUUAUGUAAGAUUGUAAAUAAAUGGAAUUAGCAAUUCAGUA